Closterium sp. Yama58-4 is the source of this 681-nucleotide messenger RNA. The record is from the annotation of a GenBank genome assembly. Lineage: Eukaryota; Viridiplantae; Streptophyta; Zygnematophyceae; Desmidiales; Closteriaceae.
AUGAUGCGCGAAGCUGAUGACACCUUAAGCUCGCUUCCGUUCAUGAUCUCUGCGCCGUUUCUGCUGCAAUGCCUGACCGCGUUCCCCGCGUUGGCUGAGGAGUUUUCGUCGUCGUAUUCUCCAGAAAGCUACUACGCAUCCCUCGGUCUCUUCAUAAUCUCCAUACCUGGCCUUUAUUCGCUCAUCAAACGCGCUACGAAAUCCAAGAUUGUGCGAAAGACGUUUGAGGUGCCGGGUCCUGCGGAGCCUGGCGCGAAACCCCUGGCGGUCUUGGCUGGUGAGUUGACGGCGUUCCUCCAACGCAACAACUACAAGGUCAUCGACAUGAAGGAUACCGUCACAUUUGAGGGGAAAUUGGAGCCUAGCCGCAGCCAGGCAGCCUUUCUUGUGUUCUGCACAGCUCUGAGCCUUGCAAGUGUGGCUCUGGUGCUCACCAUUACAAACCCGGAGAUUGGUGAAUGGUGGUAUUCUCUAAUCGGCAUCUCACCCCUUGCAGGUGUUUACUACUGGACAAAAUCUAGUCGCACGGAGCAGAUGCAAGUUAAGAUGGUGACUUCAGAUGAUGAAAAGACGACCGACAUUACGUUUCAAGGGGAUGAUGAAAUUAUUGACAGGUUGCGACGGGAACUGCAGCUCAUGGAGAAAGGAGCGAUAUAUGUGAAGGGAAUCUUUGAAAUGUAG